This is a messenger RNA of Oreochromis aureus, 1218 nucleotides long. It is a transcript of the gene yeats4, whose product is annotated as YEATS domain containing 4. The record is from RefSeq and is a predicted model, not a curated record. The transcript is spliced from 7 exons. Lineage: Eukaryota; Metazoa; Chordata; Actinopteri; Cichliformes; Cichlidae. Gene Ontology annotation, biological process: regulation of DNA-templated transcription. Bases 185 to 865 code for a protein of 226 amino acids.
AUUAAUACGUUGCACUACCUACUUCCGGCGCUUGUUUGGCUGGCAGUUUAAAAUGGUUGUGCGCUGUGUGUAACGCCUACUUUUAAUGCUUAAAUGGCAAGGUUUUUAGACAAGAAAACUGAGAGGCCAACAAAGAGUCCUGCAUAACGCACUAAAGGAUUAGCGGCACUGUUUUAGUUGUAAUAUGUUCAAAAAGAUGACUGAAUUUGGUCCAGAUUCCGGGGGGCGCGUUAAGGGAGUGACUAUUGUGAAACCUAUUGUGUUUGGGAAUGUUGCCCGCUACUUUGGAAAGAAGAGAGAAGAGGAUGGGCACACACACCAGUGGUCUGUGUAUGUGAAGCCUUACAGAAAUGAGGAUAUGUCAGCUUAUGUGAAGAAGAUCCAGUUCAAGCUACAUGAGAGCUAUGGUAACCCUCUGAGAGUGGUCACUAAGCCUCCAUAUGAAAUCACAGAGACAGGCUGGGGGGAGUUUGAGAUCAUCAUCAAGAUCUUCUUCAUCGAUCCCAAUGAGAGACCUGUGACCUUGUACCAUCUAUUGAAGCUGUUCCAGUCAGAUUCCAGCGCCAUGCCCAAGAAGACAGUUGUGUCUGAAUUCUACGAUGAAAUGAUCUUUCAGGAUCCAACAGCCAUGAUGCAGCAGCUACUGACCACAUCGAGGCAACUCACCCUGGGAGCGUACAAACAUGAGACAGAGUUCGGUGAACUGGAGCAGAGGACCAAGGAGAAACUGGAAGUGGCAAAGAAGAGAACAAGCCAAGAGAUCGCGGAGCUGAAAGACAAACUUAAAGCCAGCAGAGAGAACAUCAACCACCUGAAGGCGGAGAUUAGAAAACUGGAAGAGGACGGAGACCAUAAAGAGCACUGAAAGAUGGACAAAUAUGCUCAUGGAUGCAAUCAGUUGUUGAAGCAAUUUUCUGUGCUCCUGCCCUCUCCAAGGAUUUAACAAAAAAAAAAGUCAAUGUUGUAAUUUGUUUGAGGUUUUAUUUUUGUUGAGCGUCCAAGGGAAUCUUAAACAUGUAAAUAUGUUUUGAGUUGGUAGGAAAGUUCUUUAAAAAUGUAGUCGGCCACAAAAACUCCUGUAAACAUACAAAUGCUCUGUUCUACCUAUUAGUUUUUGUUUGUUUGUUUUUUUAUUGCAACACUCUAAAGAGUCAGAAAUCACAAAGUGUUGUGAGCCUUUUCUUGUAGCUACAUCAAGUCUGCUUUUGGUUCUAUGCA